AUGAAUGAUUGGGAAAUCGGAGGGACGCAGAACAAAUGGGUAUGCCCCUCGGAUCGGCAUUUGCAGUUGAGGGCGCAGUUAAAAUCGGGUUGGUCCGUGCGGACGUCGGCGGCGAGGAGUCCAACAAAUGCCAAAGCACAGCCCGGGGCAAUUAGUGAGGCGGAGCAGGAACAAAUUAAAAAGGUACUUGAACGGGUAGAAGAAAGCAAAAUGCGGGAACAACAACGGAUAGGUAAAAUGGUCGACCGACUGGACAAGAUGCGAAAGCGAGCCACCGGAAAUGGUGUCACCCACUGCCUGCUCUGCCACACCGAAUUUGGGCUGUUGGCCAGUAAAAGCUACGCAGCGAUGUGUACUGAUUGUCGGAAGUACGUUUGUCAACGGAAUUGCGGUGUCGAGACGGUCGAGGCGAAAACCGGAGAAGUCGUCUUUCUCUGCAAAAUAUGCGCCGAAUCAAGAGAGGUGUUGUGGAAGAAGAGCGGCGCAUGGUUCUACAAGGAGAUGCCGGAGUAUGUGAAGCCGGAUGUUGGCGGCGCAUGUCAACCUGGCCCGUCUUCCCCACCCGGUGCCUGGGGAGCUCCUGGUCAGUCCUCAUCCCGAAACGGCUCCGUCCGACGUCUUCUCCCUACCCCUCCAUCGACAACCCCGGACAGGGGUACGACAACGCCGAGGCCGAGAAUUCAGCCAUCAUGGGUAAAGGACAAGGUGAUGACGUCAAUGUCAGUAGAGGAAGAUGAACACAGUUCAAGUGAAAACGAAUUCGUUGCGUCUGGCGUAGUGCGGCGGAAAAAGGACCCACCAACAAAACAAGGCUCCCAGAACAGACGAGAAGCCAACCUCCAGCGCUUUGCCCAAAUCGCCGCACACAACUUGAGCGACAGUGAAGAAUCCUCUUCUCCGGCGUCUUCAAGGAGCGGGUCUCCAAGGAGGUCACUUGCCACACCUUCCUCCUUUGAUUCGGCAAAUGUUGGAGGGGCCACUCCAGUAGCCAAACGGAAUCAUACUCCUACUCAUGCAAAUCCGAUCGCUAGCACUGGCAACCUCGCCAACGAAGCGAAAACAAGCAAUGAAGAUGCGCGAAGUAUCGAUAGCGGAGUCGUCCAAUCCGAUCACUCCAACCCGAUGGCCGCCAUGACGUUGUCUGUCUCCUCACUGGCACCUCUGGCGAAUGCAGCUUCAUCACAAGACCAUCAGCAAAAAGAAACUGGCCUCAGAAGUCGACAGGGGUCCUGCGAGUCCCGACGAGUUUCCAACGAAAGUACCCCCAGAAGGGAUAGUGCUGAGAGGGAGGCGAGUGGGAGCCGCAGCAGCUUAGGUCGAGACUCUGCCAGAGUUGCCACCUCUGUGUCUGGUACUUCACUUGUUACCCCACCUCCUCAGAAUCCUAUGACACAGCGCCGCGAGUCUCCGCUCGACCUCCGCAAGUUGAGCAUCAGCUCCGGAAGUACGAAACGGGCAGGGACAUCUACAGAUAGCGUCAAUAUGAUCGAUGCUAUUCGGGCGACAAAUAGUGCAAGGGCCGAUUCUCCCGGGGCUUCUUUUAUGAGCUCCCCAGAUGAUGACUCAAGCACCCUCGGAUCGAUCCAGUUCAACAUCAGCUACCUGCAGGAUAAGAAACAGUUGGUGGUGCAUUUGGUUCGGGCCAAGAAUCUAAGAGCUAUGGACAAGAAUGGGUUCUCGGAUCCGUACGUGAAGCUCCACCUAAUUCCAGGAAAUGCUAAAGCAACGAAGAUGACCUCAAAAACGAUCGAAAAGACCCUAAACCCUGAAUGGAACGAGGAGCUAACCUAUCAUGGUAUCACCGACGAAGACCGCCUCCGUAAAACCUUGAGGGUUACGGUUCUUGACCGAGACCGCAUUGGCUCCGAUUUCCUGGGUGAAACUCGAGUCGCUUUGAAGAAGCUCCCAGUCAAUGACAUCAAAAAAUUCAAUUUGUACCUUGAGCACGCGAUUCCGAUCCAACAAGAAAAGAAGGAAGCCGCAGUGGAAGAGCGAGGAAAGAUCCUGAUCGGUGUCCAAUACAACAUUCAACAAGGCUCCCUGUUCGUCCACGUCAAACGGGGCUCUGAAUUGGUUGGCAUGGACAAGAGCGGCUUCUCCGACCCGUAUUGCAAAGUCUCCCUUACUCCAAUAACCUCAAAGGCUCAUCGACAACGGACAUCGAUCAAGAAAAGAACGUUGAACCCAGAUUGGGAGGAGACACUUGCUUUUAUCGUCCCUUUCAAGGACCUUCCCAAAAAGACACUUCAAGUUGGCGUCUACGACCAUGAUGUGGGCAGUCGCGAUGAUUAUAUUGGCGGCAUUGUUCUUUCCACGUCUGCUAAGGGAGAUCGAGGAAAACAAUGGAUACAGGUAAUCGAAAACCCCGGUCAGGUAUUUGAAUAUUGGCACCGGCUGGAACUCGACAUU
Messenger RNA from Mesorhabditis spiculigera, 2409 nucleotides. The record is from the annotation of a GenBank genome assembly. NCBI's taxonomy places the organism in Eukaryota, Metazoa, Nematoda, Chromadorea, Rhabditida, Rhabditidae.